Molecule: messenger RNA, 1773 nt
Organism: Diospyros lotus (date-plum)
Lineage: Eukaryota; Viridiplantae; Streptophyta; Magnoliopsida; Ericales; Ebenaceae
Product: E3 ubiquitin-protein ligase DIS1
Exons: 5
Coding region: 537-1457 (306 amino acids)
Biological process (GO): ubiquitin-dependent protein catabolic process; multicellular organism development
Cellular component (GO): cytoplasm
Molecular function (GO): zinc ion binding; ubiquitin protein ligase activity; protein binding
Source: RefSeq, a predicted model, not a curated record
GGAGUUGGAAGAUGUUGGAGGUGUUUUUGAAGUUUGAAUUGAAUCUCAUCAUCAGGUUGACAAAUGAAUGUUUGGGAAAGGAGGGGGGAAGAGGAGAAGAGGUUGGUUGACGGGCAUGGGAUGGGGCCUACGAUCUCGACCCCUUCUUUUUGUUUUUGUAUUUUCUCGAGGAGCAAGGAUCUGCUUCUUCCAACGCAACGCGACGCUCCUCUCUCUCUCUCUCUCUCUCUCUCUCUAAACGGCUUUAAUUUGAAAUUCCUUCUGCCCCGAUCUGCCCUGUUAUGAUUCUGAACCCCCACGAGUGAACCACUUCUUCGACUCAGUCCUUAUAAUUUCGUGUUGUUGAGGCGGAGCGACCGCAACACCACCUUCUCUGUUUAGGGUUUUUGCCUUUGCCCUUGUUUUAUGAGGUCUUGACUCGGUCCCCCGUCGUCGAAGGGCGUUUGAUUUGUAGGAGACGAAACCGUUUCCGCACAUAUUUAGAACUGAUAAUCGACAGGCGCUUUUAGUUCUCCUGAGUGCAAUUUGUCAUAUUAAUGAUGGCAACUGGAAAUGCUUAUUUUGAUGACAUACGGAGUAAGCCUGAAGUUAUUGAUCCUCCUCAAGAUGAAGACAUGAUGGAUGUUGGUGAGCAUGUGGAUGAUCCUGCUCAAACUGCUGUGAAACCAAACUUGACUGUCUCCAGCAGUGUUCGUGAACUAUUGGAAUGCCCUGUAUGCUUAAAUGCUAUGUAUCCUCCAAUUCAUCAGUGUUCCAAUGGCCAUACAUUGUGCUCUGGGUGCAAACCCCGGGUGCACAAUCGGUGCCCCACUUGCAGGCAUGAGCUUGGCAACAUCAGAUGUCUAGCUUUAGAGAAGGUGGCUGCAUCACUUGAACUUCCAUGUAAAUAUCAGAGCUUUGGGUGUAUGGGCAUCUACCCAUAUUACAGCAAGCUAAAACAUGAAUCCCAAUGUGUGUUUAGACCGUAUAACUGCCCCUAUGCUGGAUCAGAGUGCACUGUCAUUGGUGAUAUUCCUUACCUGGUGGCACAUCUAAAAGAUGAUCACAAAGUUGACAUGCACAAUGGCAGUACUUUUAACCAUCGUUAUGUCAAAUCAAAUCCGCAUGAGGUCGAGAAUGCAACAUGGAUGCUGACGGUUUUUAGUUGCUUUGGGCAGUACUUCUGUUUACACUUUGAAGCAUUCCAACUGGGGAUGGCUCCUGUCUAUGUUGCAUUCUUGCGGUUCAUGGGUGAUGAUAACGAGGCAAAGAAUUACAGCUACAGCCUUGAAGUUGGAGGGAACGGAAGGAAGAUGAUCUGGCAAGGGGUGCCUAGAAGCAUAAGGGACAGCCACAGGAAGGUUCGUGAUAGUUUUGACGGUCUCAUCAUUCAACGAAACAUGGCUCUCUUCUUCUCGGGAGGAGAUCGUAAGGAACUGAAGCUCAGGGUUACUGGAAGAAUCUGGAAAGAACAGUGAUGCUGGGUAUAUCCUUCAUCUUCUUCUAUUCAACCAAACCGUUAAGUACGGUGAUUCCUUUUAGCAGUCUAGGUCAGCUCUGGUCAUCAUGUAUUUUGUGGGGUUUUGGAGGCAAACUCUCUUUGCUUGUCCAUGCUUUACAUGAGUGGGGAAGAUAGCUGGGUUCUGCAAUGACAGGGAUAUAUGUUUAUCCUAUGGUGGCCUUUCCCUCUGUUUUGUUUCCAUGCAUGAGCUAUGUAGUUCGUAGAAGAGAGGAAAAUUAUGUGAUCAGUUUACUUGCAGUAUUUACUAUAAUUCCAUGGUGGAGAUUGGAACA